CAAUGAAACUGCACUCCACUGCGCAGCUCAGUAUGGACAUACAGAAGUGGUGAAGGUUCUGCUGGAGGAGUUGACCGAUCCUACAAUGCGUAAUAACAAGUUUGAGACUCCUCUUGAUUUGGCUGCACUCUAUGGGAGAUUGGAAGUGGUGAAGAUGUUGCUCAAUGCCCAUCCCAAUCUAUUAAGCUGCAAUACUAAGAAACACACCCCCUUACAUCUGGCAGCUAGAAAUGGCCAUAAAGCUGUAGUUCAUGUUCUCUUGGAAGCUGGCAUGGAUAAUAAUUAUCAGACAGAAAAAGGCAGCGCUCUGCAUGAAGCUGCUUUGUUUGGCAAAACAGAUGUGGUCCAGAUUUUGUUAGAUUCAGGCAUUGAUGUGAAUAUAAAAGAUAAUAGAGGCCUGACUGCUUUGGAUAUUGUGAGAGACCUUCCAUCUCAGAAAAGCCAACAGAUAGCUGCUCUCAUUGAAGACUGCACAACAGGAAAGAAGACAGCAAAGGCAGAAGAGAAGACACCACCAACACCAGUUACUUCUACUGAAGCCUCUGUUCGAUUACCCCAAGGUAAUGUGGAAAAGGCUGUGACAGAACUGAUGAUUGAUUUUGAUGGAAAGCCAGAGGAAUGUCCUUAUGAAGUCUUGUACAAUGCAACAUCCUGCCAUUCUUUGGACAGCCUGGCCAGUGGAAGAUCUUCAGACAGAGACUCGAAAGAGCGUCCACCUCCUCCUACAAAGCCUCCCCCUGAUGAAGAGGAAGAAUUUGUUGAAAAGAAGCAGAGUGUGUCCACUAAAGGUUUGGUCACCAAGAGGAAGAGUAGGGGAAGCACAGCUGAUGAUGAAGAGGAGCACCCUUAUGAACUCCUACUAACAGCAGAAACAAAAAAGCAUGUUGCACUGGAUAAAAAAACAAAAGGGCUGCCACAUGGUCCAUGCUGCCCACCUGUGCCUCUCAUUACCUUUUGGACCUCUGAGCAAAGUCUUGUCAUCUGUUCUUCCAUGACGUCCCUCCUCCAGAAAGGUGAAUUGUCUUCAGGUGCUGCCAGCAAUCUCCAGCCACAGGCCUGGCCACGAAAAGGUCCAUCCUCCCAGGAUGGACAGUGGUCACUGAAUUGCCAGACUUCUGACUUUUCUUCUGGUCAUUCUGAGCAAUAUCCAAGUCCUGAAUCGCAAUUGAUAGAGACAUUGGAAGACCAAAGGAAAAGCAGCUGUAGCCACAGUCAAGCAGAUGGCCAGGAUGUCCAAGUGCUGGAUCAGUUCUCAGGUCUGCUGCAUGGUUCUUCUCCAGUGUGUGAAAUAAAUGAGGACCCUUUCAGACUCAUUUCUGCUGUGGGCAAAGGAAAUACAGAAGGGACUGCUAUGCAGCUGGAAGAUGUUGAGACAUCUGGAUCGGGACAGACUAGCACUGCAGACCAAAAUAAAGUGGUCUAUUCAACCAUCCACCAUACAAGUGACAAAAAAUUGGACCCUGACACAUUAGCUCAUCAUCACUUGCUCCAACACCCUGGUGGUGUUCAAGAAGGAGAGAAGAGCAGCAUUUUGGGCAGAGUCCAUCCAGGAGGCAAGCCCAAAGCAGAACUCAAACUUAGCCGCAGCUUAUCAAAAUCAGACUCUGACCUUUUGAGCACCUCACCAACAGAGGACGAUACCAUGGGAAGCAGAAGUGAAUCCCUUUCCAAUUGUAGCACUGGGAAAAAAAGGCUGGAGAAAUCACCUUCGUUUGCUUCAGAAUGGGAUGAGAUUGAGAAAAUAAUGAGUUCCAUUGGUGAAGGUAUUGACUUCUCUCAGGAGCAGCGGAAGAUGUCAGGUUCACGGAUGCUGGAACAGAGUGUUGGGGAGUGGCUGGAGUCCAUCGGCUUACAGCAGUAUGAGAGUAAACUGCUUCUCAAUGGCUUUGAUGAUGUCCGCUUCUUGGGCUAUAAUGUCAUGGAGGAUCAGGACCUUCGAGAAAUUGGUAUUAGUGACCCACAGCAUCGCAGGAAACUUCUCCAGGCUGCACGCUCCCUUCCUAAGGUGAAAUCCCUGGGAUGUGAUGGGACUCAGCCUUCUGUUCCUGCUUGGCUGGACUCCCUAGGGCUACAAGAUUACAUUCAAUCAUUUUUGUCAAGUGGCUACAGCUCUAUAGACUCUGUGAAAAACCUUUGGGAACUUGAACUAGUAAAUGUGCUGAAAGUAAAUCUUCUUGGCCAUCGCAAGCGUAUAAUAGCUUCCCUAGCAGAUAGACCAUAUGAGGAACCCCCACAAAAACCACCACGGUUCUCUCAGCUAAGAUGCCAGGAUUUGAUAUCCCAGACUUCCUCACCAUUGAGCCAGAGUGACUCUUGUACAGGGAGGUCUGCAGAGCUCUUGUUACCUUUGGGAGAUGCUGGAAAGAGGAGACACGAGAGCAGCCAUGAUACUGCAUCUUACCCUCGAACAGAGAGACUCAAGACACAGGAGGAACGCCGAGAAUCAAAACUUACACUCAGACCCCCAAGUCUGGCAGCUCCUUAUGCCCCUGUUCAACACUGGCAGCACCAGCCAGAAAAACUUAUAUUUGAGUCCUGUGGAUAUGAAGCCAAUUAUUUAGGAUCAAUGUUAAUCAAAGAUCUUCGAGGGACAGAAUCUACACAGGAUGCCUGUGCAAAGAUGAGGAAAUCUACAGAACAUAUGAAGAAGAUCCCAACUAUAAUUUUAUCUAUCACUUACAAAGGGGUGAAGUUUAUAGAUGCAUCUAACAAGAAUGUUAUUGCUGAGCAUGAAAUCCGUAACAUCUCUUGUGCUGCCCAGGACCCAGAGGAUCUCUGUACAUUUGCCUAUAUCACCAAGGACUUGCAGACUAGCCACCACUAUUGCCAUGUCUUCAGUACCGUUGAUGUUAACCUCACGUAUGAAAUCAUUUUGACAUUGGGGCAAGCAUUUGAAGUAGCCUACCAGUUGGCCCUUCAGGCUCAAAAAUCAAAACAUCCAGGUGCUUUGACUGCUGAAACAACAGAAACAAAAUCUUCAAAACCGGUGCCUAAACCUCGAGCCAGCAUGAGGAAAUCAGCAGUGCCGCUCCCUCCUGAUAGUCGCUGUUGUUACUGUCACUCCUGUACUACACACCGUCCCUCCUAUCUGCCGCUGCAAUCUGUUAGUCAAGGAGCUAAGCUGGAGCCAUCUGAAGUGGACCAAGACUCACAGUCUCAUGCUAGUGUGUCUUGGGUUGUUGAGCCCAAGCAGGAUUCCAAGAGGACCGUCAGCACUAAGUAUGAGACUACUAUCUUCUGAAAACAAAUCCUGCAUCCAUCCAGUCUAACUGUGCCUUUGCAGUCUGAUCUGUCUGCUCUUCUAAACCCUUCCUUCCGCUCAUUGCUGGGACUAGGUGUGGCACCAUCAGAGGCAGCAACACUAGGAUACCAUAGACUAAACAGCUUUUUGUAUCUGAUUUGAUUUCUACUGAACACUGUGAAUUGAAUUCUCCUAAUGGAAACAAGGGUUAACUCACUGAAAGUGCCACCUGUUUUAGAUGUCUGAGAGGUGGGAGAACAAAGCCUAUGGGAGUGGAAUAUAUGGAUUUGGGAAACCACCUGAUAUUUCUUGACUUUCAUUUUGACACUGUGAAUUUGUGGGGUGAAACAACACUCUGUAGGCCUUUUCUAUUUAGCAUCUUGGACUGUUCUACAACUAUGAUCUCAUAUGUAUAUGCUGUCACAACCUAGAUUUAUACCUCCACACUGAGCUAUGGCCACAAACUGUUCCAACAACGAUCACUCUUUUACGUAUAAUCUCAGAAGACACUAAUCACUGUGAUACUGCUUGCAAAUCUCUUACCAUAUUUCCUUGCAUGGAUACUGCUCACAAUUUUUGCUCCCCCUUGACACCUUGAAUGCAUGGUAUAAUAUAAAAGUCUGCUAGGCAAUGUGACCACUCCUAUUACAUUUCCUUUUUUUCCCACUAGGAGUCAGGUUUGGUAUAUAGAAGAGACUGCCCAACAGAUAAUUUCAGCUACCCAUUAUGCAAUUGUUUUCAUCUCCACUAGGCCUUUUUAUUCAGGGUAAUCAUUCAGCUAACAAAUAUCAUUCUGAAUCAUAUUUCUCUGGAUUGCAUUUAAAUGGAACCUUUCAAAGGCACAUGUCCUCUUUGUGGGCAGAGACUGACAGUGAGGACUGUUUUAGAUAAAUACAGAAAUAGAGGGGUGGACUAGGUUUGCUGUAUUUCACAAUUUUUCUUCAAAGGCAGAACAUGUUCUACAUUCUAUGCAGAACAGUGUUCCUCUAUAAUCUGUUACCUGUGACACACUCAGUUAUCCAUGUAUCUGGCAGUCAUCAAUCUCCAAGCCGGCCAACAGUCUGUGCUACUUGACUUACCAUAUCCUUAAAGGCAUACUUUACUCAGCUCCUUAAAACGGAGAUUGUAAGGGAAUGGCAAAUUUUGAUUUGAUCGUCUUCAGAUACUAAUAUUAAGCCCAAUCUGUUAAAUGUGAUAUUUUUGUCCACACUGGAAACAGAAAUUAUCUUACUGGACAAAAAUCUGAAACAACAUUUUGUCCUUACAGGUGAAAUCUGUUCCUUGGCAGAAUAGGUUGCAAUUAGGUACAGCUACAGCAAUUAAAUGCCUUUGCUUGUCUAGACCAGUGGUUCUUAACCUUUGUUACUCGGAUGUUUUUGAACUGCAACUCCCAGAAACCCCAGCCAGCAC
Messenger RNA from Pogona vitticeps (central bearded dragon), 4651 nucleotides. NCBI's taxonomy places the organism in Eukaryota, Metazoa, Chordata, Lepidosauria, Squamata, Agamidae. The record is from RefSeq and is a predicted model, not a curated record.